Molecule: messenger RNA, 690 nt
Organism: Colletotrichum navitas
Lineage: Eukaryota; Fungi; Ascomycota; Sordariomycetes; Glomerellales; Glomerellaceae
Product: oxidoreductase
Exons: 1
Coding region: 1-690 (229 amino acids)
Biological process (GO): secondary metabolite biosynthetic process
Cellular component (GO): cytoplasm; nucleus
Molecular function (GO): hydrolase activity
Source: RefSeq, a predicted model, not a curated record
AUGGGCCUUUCCAAAAAACCCUCCAAAGCAAUUCUCUGCAUGCACGGCGGCGGAUCCUCGCCCGACGUCUUCCGCUUCCAGACCUCCUCCCUGCACGCCGCACUGGCCCACGAGUACGACUUUCUCUACGCGUCCGCACCUCAUAUCGCCACGCCCGGGCCCGACAUACUCCCGUUCUUCGCGGGCAUGGACCCGUUCUACAGCUGGUUCAGGCCCGUGCACGACGACCCUGCCUCGGAGGUCGUCACCUUCAACGAGGCGGUGCGCAAAAGCGUCGACAACUACACGAGGAACAACCCCGGCGCCAAGAUUGUCGGAGUCCUGGGCUUCUCCCAGGGCGCCGUGGCGUCGACCAUGCUCCUGUGGCAGCGGGAGGUCGGCCGGGUGACGUGGCUGCCCGACGUUAAGUUCGGCGUGCUGCUCUGCCCCGGGUACAGUGCCGUCGCCACUGAGUACAUGCGGGAAAUCUGCGAGCAGGAAUCCCGCGGUGAGGAGGGGAUCAUGAUUCAAUUGCCAACGCUGCAUCUCCACGGGCGCCAGGAUGCCAUCAACUUGCCUCAGUCGAGGAAGAUGUAUGCGACCCAUUACAAGGGCGCCCAAUUGGUCGAGUUCGACGGCGAGCAUGAGGUGCCGAGGAGGGUUGGGGAUGUCAAAAAGAUUGCUGAAUAUGUGCUGCGGGUCUCGGUUUAG